Messenger RNA from Sesamum indicum (sesame), 2114 nucleotides. RefSeq names its product aspartic proteinase 36. Gene Ontology annotation, molecular function: aspartic-type endopeptidase activity. NCBI's taxonomy places the organism in Eukaryota, Viridiplantae, Streptophyta, Magnoliopsida, Lamiales, Pedaliaceae. The record is from RefSeq and is a predicted model, not a curated record. Gene Ontology annotation, biological process: proteolysis.
UAAAGGCUGUUGUCUCUCUCCCUCUCUCUCUCUUUCUCGCGCACUCUAUCCCUCUCUUUCUCUCUCUAAAUUCACGCGCACAUACACGUAUAUAUACGUCGCAGAGAUAUAGAGAUACAUAUAUAUUUGUAUGUAUGUAUAUAUAUACAUAUACACACGUAGGAGAUAAUUGCAUCAGAUGUACUCCUACAUAUAGCCGUUGUCUUGCUUAGAUUAUAAGGAAAGGCAAGAAAGAGAGUACAAGGAGAAGGAGAAAAGGGAGGUUCUUUUGUUUAUUGGGAAUGCCGCCGGCGAGGAUUCUGGUGGUGGGGGCGGCGCUGUUUUUGUCGGUGGCGGUAGGCGUGGUGGUCGGUGGUGAGGGUGAGGGGAAGGGGUUGGUGCUGAGCCUCGAGAGGGUGAGUCAUGAGGGAAUGGGGCUGAGUCAACUCAGGCAUCGUGACCGGGUUAGGCACGGUAGAUUCUUGCAGCAACAGACUUUUGGGGUUGUUGAUUUCCCUGUCCAGGGGACCUAUGAUCCUUAUCUUGUUGGGCUAUACUUUACAAGAGUUAAAUUGGGGACUCCACCAAAAGAAUUCUAUGUACAGAUUGAUACUGGAAGUGAUGUGCUAUGGGUCAGCUGCAAUCCCUGUACCGGUUGCCCCACAUCCAGUGGACUCCAAAUAGAGCUGGAGUUUUUUGAUCCUUCCAGCUCGUCGACAGCAUCAAUGAUCUCAUGUAAUGACCAAAGGUGUGCUUUGGGAGCACAAUCUUCUGAUUCUGGUUGUUCCGGUCAGAAUCAGUGUGGGUACACGUUCCAGUAUGGUGACGGCAGCGGGACAUCAGGAUAUUAUGUAUCAGACUCAAUUUAUUUCGACUCCAUAGUUGGAAAUUCAUUGACUUCGAAUUCUUCAGCACCUGUUGUCUUUGGUUGCAGCACAUCACAGUCUGGGGACCUUACGAAGCCAGAUAGGGCAGUUGAUGGUAUAUUUGGUUUUGGACAGCAGGGAUUAUCUGUGAUUUCACAGCUUUCUUCACAGGGGAUCACCCCAAAUUCAUUUUCCCAUUGCUUGAAAGGAGAAAAUGGUGGUGGUGGUAUAUUGGUACUUGGUCAGAUAGUGGAGCCAAAUAUAGUGUACACUCCGCUUGUUCCAUCACAGCCACAUUACAAUGUAAAUCUGCAAAGUAUUUCAGUAAAUGGGCAGACAUUAAACAUUGAUUCGUCAGUGUUUGCAACAUCAGGGAACCGAGGAACAAUAAUUGAUUCAGGAACAACAUUGGCAUACUUUGCAGAAGAGGCUUAUGAUCCUUUUGUUACGGCAAUCACACAAACUGUAUCACAAUCCGUGCGCCCCCUUCUUUCUAAGGGAAACCAGUGCUAUCUAACUACCUCCAGUAUCUCAGAAAUUUUCCCUCCAGUUAGUUUAAACUUUGCUGGUGGUGCAUCAAUGAUACUCAGACCCCAAGAUUAUCUUUUGCAGCAGAACUCUGUUGGUGGUGCUGCAGUGUGGUGCAUUGGCAUUCAGAAAAUCCAGGGUCAAGGAAUUACAAUUUUAGGAGACCUUGUUCUGAAAGACAAGAUCGUAGUGUAUGAUUUGGCUGGUCAGCGGAUUGGUUGGGCAAACUACGACUGUUCGUCAUCUGUGAACGUCUCGACAACAACAAACACCGGUAAAACAGAAUUUUUCAAUGCAGGACAAGUUGAGAACAACGGUUCACCACGUAACGAGCUUUACAAGCUAAUACCAAUCACCAUUACAACGUUCUUGUUGCAUAUACCAUUCUUCGGUAUCCUUCCAUUCUUGUAAAGUCUAUUGAUCGACCUGUGGAGGUUGUAUACAUUUUCCUCUUGGUUAGUAGUAGUUCCCUGUUAUUAUAGCCCAAGUUGGGUGGGGGUGGGGGUGGGGGGCGCGAGCCCGCGCUGAGGGUAGUUUGUGUACGCUAGAUUGCAGGCUUUAAGACGGCCUAUUUUGUUGUUGCAUUUGCUUUGACGGGUCUCAGACCAUUCGUGGUUAGCAUAGAAUUACUCCGACGUUGCUGUACACAGAAAUAUUCAUACAAGUAUUGUACAUUUCUUUUAAACACCACUAAUAUUGUUUAUUUUUAUUUAAGGAAAGAGGACUUUUUGUUGGAGAGUA